Molecule: messenger RNA, 1177 nt
Organism: Elephantulus edwardii (Cape elephant shrew)
Lineage: Eukaryota; Metazoa; Chordata; Mammalia; Macroscelidea; Macroscelididae
Gene: SEPTIN9
Product: septin 9
Exons: 11
Coding region: 49-1056 (335 amino acids)
Biological process (GO): cytoskeleton-dependent cytokinesis
Cellular component (GO): septin complex; septin ring; microtubule cytoskeleton
Molecular function (GO): GTPase activity; GTP binding; molecular adaptor activity
Source: RefSeq, a predicted model, not a curated record
GGAGGAAGAGCCCAGGCCUCCGAGGUGGCUCCUGGCGGCACUGGCGACAUGGCGGACACCCCCAGGGACGCUGGGCUCAAGCAGGCCCCUGCCCCCCGGAAUGAGAAGGCGCCCGUUGACUUCGGCUACGUGGGCAUUGACUCGAUCCUGGAGCAGAUGCGGAGAAAGGCCAUGAAGCAGGGCUUCGAGUUCAACAUCAUGGUGGUCGGGCAGAGCGGCUUGGGGAAAUCCACCUUAAUUAACACACUCUUCAAAUCCAAGAUCAGCCGGAAGUCAGUGCAGCCCCCCUCGGAGGAGCGUAUCCCAAAGACCAUCGAGAUCAAGUCCAUCACACAUGACAUUGAGGAGAAGGGUGUGCGGAUGAAGUUGACGGUGAUUGACACGCCAGGCUUCGGGGAUCACAUCAACAAUGAGAACUGCUGGCAGCCCAUCAUGAAGUUCAUCAACGAGCAGUAUGAGAAGUACUUGCAGGAGGAGAUCAACAUCAACCGCAAGAAGCGCAUCCCCGACACGCGCGUGCACUGCUGCCUCUACUUCAUCCCCGCCACUGGCCACGCCCUCAGGCCGCUGGACAUAGAGUUCAUGAAACGCCUGAGCAAAGUGGUCAACAUCGUCCCUGUCAUUGCCAAGGCUGACACGCUGACCCUGGAGGAGAGGGUCUACUUCAAACAGCGGAUCACAGCAGACCUGCUCUCCAACGGCAUAGAUGUGUACCCCCAGAAGGAGUUCGACGAGGACUCAGAGGACCGGCUGGUGAAUGAGAAGUUCCGGGAGAUGAUUCCCUUUGCCGUGGUGGGCAGUGACCACGAGUACCAGGUCAACGGGAAGAGGAUCCUGGGGAGGAAGACCAAGUGGGGCACCAUUGAAGUUGAGAACACCACGCACUGUGAGUUCGCCUACCUGCGAGAUCUCCUCAUCAGGACGCACAUGCAGAACAUCAAGGACAUCACGAGCAGCAUCCACUUCGAAGCAUACCGGGUCAAGCGUCUCAAUGAGGGCAACAGCGCCAUGGCCAACGGCGUGGGGGACAAGGAGCCGGAUGCCCAGGAGAUGUAGACACCCCCUCUGCCCCCGGGCUGCCAUCCCCCCCAGGCCCGCCCACCCGCCCCACUUUCUUUUCUAUGUUUUUCUCCACGUGUCCUCUCCAUCGGCCCCACCCACGCUGCCCAGGAACAAG